AUGGAUUUGGAAACAGCACGUGCCAAUUAUCCAAACAGACUAGAGAGGUUAGAAGAAGAACGUCUUAUGGACAUGCCUUUCGAUGUUAGUGAACCUCAAGUUGAAGGACACGACGGCUUUGCCAGAUUCUACUGGAAACAUGACGAACAAUUGCAUCCUUUGAGAAGGAAAAAAGGAAAAGGUGAAGACGCACAUGCUCCCAUGGAAAGAACAAGAUAUGCAUAUGAGAAGUACCGUGAAGUUAGAAGUCAAAUUACUUCUGGUCGAACCUUUACAGUAAACUUUGACGAAGGAAAGAACAAAGAAGGCUUCAUGGGUGUACUUGCUGCAAUUCAAGACGGAAAUAAGAAAGGACACAAUCUCAGAUUGACCAUAACAGAUUUGGAUGGUCACAUUUACUAUGCACAUGGCAAUGAGCAAACAGCCGCAAAACUUCUUGACGCUUUCAAGACUACAAAGAGAGAACAAAUGGUUGACUCCGACUCAGACAUUUUGAAUGCAAUUGAAGGAAUUGCAAGUGUCAAGUUCGAAUGGUACCAACCUAACCCUCAAGCAGUCAGACAACAUGCUGGAUACUUCCCCUUCAUAAAUAAGUCUGACAUUGACUUGACAAGGUAUGGAAUUUACAAUUCAAUUGAAACAAUUGUCAACGAACCUUGCAUUCUUACAUGUCUCAGGAACUCUGGUCUUGUUACAGAUGAGAAGAUGAAGUAUCUUGAGUCAUGUGUGAAGACAAGGUACAUUCUCAGAGGUCAAUUGGCAAAAAUUGCACCGUUGGCAAAUGUCAAUAUCCGAGUCAACAUACCUACAGCUAAAGGUUCUUCACAUGACGACUAUGUUGUUGACAAAGACUUACCAUGGUUGAAGAUUGUAAUUGUCCACAACCACUUCAUGUUGAACGAAAGUCUUACAAACCCAUUCUUUGGUAAAAGUAAGUGCAACAUUGUCAGAGCUGUAAACAUUCUUUUCGAGAAAG
Messenger RNA from Trichomonas vaginalis G3, 976 nucleotides. RefSeq lists its product as uncharacterized. NCBI's taxonomy places the organism in Eukaryota, Parabasalia, Trichomonadida, Trichomonadidae. The record is from RefSeq and is a predicted model, not a curated record. The annotation marks the transcript as partial. The transcript has a single exon.